Mesocestoides corti is the source of this 477-nucleotide messenger RNA. The record is from the annotation of a GenBank genome assembly. NCBI's taxonomy places the organism in Eukaryota, Metazoa, Platyhelminthes, Cestoda, Cyclophyllidea, Mesocestoididae.
UUUCGGUAUUAUCCAUUAGAAAAAAUUUUUAAUUUUUUCUGUUUCCGAUGUCAGACCUGCAAUAAGAUCUUGGGAAUUCACAACUUUAAAGGUUACGGUGGAUUACCUUAUUGUCCCGUACACUAUCCAAAUCCCAAAUCGUUCACUCUCGUCAAAGACAGCCCAGAAAUGCAGCAAGUCGCGGCAAACACUAGGAAUAUGAGCAAGGUGAGCCAGUUAGACGAUUUACUAACACGCAUGCCUGGUCUCGACAUUCAGCACUUCCGAGCAGCUUACGACUACGACGCAGCGGAUUACGACGAAGUGAGUUUCAUCGAGGGCGACGAGAUACUUCACGGGGAGCCGAUCGACGAGGGGUGGAUGUUCGGCACCGUCAAACGCACCGGCAAGUUCGGCAUGCUGCCCUCCAACUACGUCGUGCCAAUCCAGGUGGGAAUAUACCAAUUACCCACAAAUUACAGAAGACGCAGUGACUAA